Molecule: messenger RNA, 6166 nt
Organism: Hypanus sabinus (Atlantic stingray)
Lineage: Eukaryota; Metazoa; Chordata; Chondrichthyes; Myliobatiformes; Dasyatidae
Gene: mab21l3
Product: mab-21-like 3
Exons: 8
Coding region: 3735-4916 (393 amino acids)
Source: RefSeq, a predicted model, not a curated record
AGAGGACCUCAGUCAGUCGAGGUGGGGGCGGCGGAUGUGUGCAGUUAGGUGGAUCCAGUUUAGGAGACUGUUAGGUUCUCAUUUGAUAUUUCCAGUUGCCAACCGAACAAACACAAGCGGCAAGGACAUGUACGGAAAAUUUAUUAACUUAUUGUGAGGGGUUGCUAGUGGAGGUGGGAAUGUUUUCCAUACACUCCAAGCUUUUUGGUGAUGUCUAAAGGUGGCUGGAAGUGGUAAGUAUAUUCGUUGUAUUCCUACUUCUCAGCUGCUCCCCAUCCCAUCAUGUCAUCUCCUCUCCCAAUUUCUCUUUGUCGAUCAACAAGAGUAUGUUGAUGAAUGCUUAAGAGGUUUCAAAAGAGAAGGCAAAGACCAAAAGCUUCACACCAUCAGGGCAGGAACCUCAGCCAAAGCCACAGUGGAAUGACAAUAUUGAAGCCUUAGGAAAUGUAAGUGAAAACAGCUGGAUUUAACCAAGAGAGUUCAUGUGGUGGCUGCCAUAUGUAAUAUUUCAGAAAUAUGCCAGAAAUUUCAGUGAUUAUCUUUGCUUUCAUGCGUUGCUCAGAACAGUAUACAGUGUGCAAAGAGACUUUUCAUAUGUUUUGUAAUCAGGAUGUCCACAAAUGGUUGGACUGUUGGGUUAACCUACAUAUUGCAUGUAUAAUUAAGUAGUGGUUUUGUGUGGAGUAGUGUUGGGGGAUUGGUAAACGGGCACAUGGGCAGUGGUGGUGUGGGAGACGUCGAUGGUGGGCCUUUCAUUAAUUUUUGUUUCCUAAUCAAAAUAACUAAAAUGCACCAUUGAACUUGAGGAAAUCCUACAGUAACUGCCUGAAGUUCCACUUACCUUGUCCCUCUUUAGUUUCCUCUUUAUCAGAUCGAUACCUUGGUUGUGCUGCACCCUCUAGCCCUCAGCACUGUGUAUUGUUGUGUGUGUUACAGCAUUUGCUGCGAUUUAAAAAAUCAAUGGUGGUAGAGCAGAAGACCAACUCUAGACGUAUCUGGACACUGGAAGAACACCUUCAUUAUGGUUAUGACCUGUCCAGUCAACCUUCCUGUAGGUGUCCUGCGACAUGUUUAAAAUUUAUCUCCUUUUUAUGUUCCUGAGCUGGACAUAAAGUCACAGAAUUGUACAGUACAGAAACAGGCCCUUCAGUCCACCAUAUCCAUGAUGGCCUUUACUUUGCCCAUCUACACUAUUCCAAUUUACUUCCAUGAGGUGUGUCUUUCUAUGCCUCCCCUAAUUAAAUGGUCACCUAAAUGCCUCUUAAGCAUAGUGAUUGCCUCUGACUCCACCAUUGCAGCGGAUAAGGGUAAGUAAGAGUUUGAUUUUGAUAAUGUUUUGACUUAAUUGAAUAAAUUUAAUAUGGAGUUAAUCAUUUUUAGUGUCCUUUCAAUUUUAAAAUUUGUUCAAGCUGUUCAAGAUAUUUUUAAAAAUUAACAAUAUUUUAUAAUAAAAUUUAUUAGUCACUUUUGAGUGCUUGUGAGUAUCAGAUAUGGUUGUCAAACUAAAUGUGUGAAUAUAUUAAUGACCAGAAGGCCCUGUACUGUGUGGACCUAGCCAAUCAGCUCAUAAUCAGUUUCCUGGAGUAAGCUGGUAGCGGGUGAGAAAACUCACGGGUGUGAUUUAAGUGAAUAGGGAGCCAGCCCACUUUGAAACAGUCCUUAAAUCUGGAAAAAUUACAAGUCCUCAAAUCACUGAAUAUUAAAUUGCACUUGCUGUAAGGAAACUUUCUCUAGUACCUUGAAUGCACUGAAUUGUGAGGAGCAGAGAGUGAGGAACGCAACACCAUGUACACAGAAUGCUUGAAAUGCCCAACAGACUGGGGACUGUUUUAACAAGCUUAUGUAGAAAACAACGUGCAGGGUAAGUAAGGACUCAAAAUAUUAAUGUGCUUUAUAUCAUUUAAUAGAUGGUGCUUUGAACAAAGUCCAAUGCUGCGACUUGGCAGUAUCUUUAAAAGCAUUUGAAAAAGAUCACUAAAACAGUAGCCUAAAUGGCAUAAGGUUUUAGCUUGUUGAACUUAAAAAAGAAAAGCAUUUUAAAUUAACUGUGGGAGAGGAGCACAAAGGGAACUCCAUGAUCAUGAAGCGUACCCUUGUCCUUUCUGAACGAGGAUAAACUCUGAAGUGGAACUAGGAGAUGUAAUUCUAAAUAAAGAAUAUCGUGGAUGCAAUGUAAUUCAUUUUUGCAUCAUUAAAGUGUCUUAAGGAACUAAUUCACACUCACUGAAAUAAUUCAGUCUUAAAUGAAACAUUUUAUAAAAUGUCUGCAAACCACAGGAUAGAGGUAUGUCAGCUAGUGCUUUGGUGGUGAAAAUGGCCUAUUGGUCUUGUAUAGCCGGUUAAAUAAUUGGAGUAGUUCAGUUGCAUAGCUUCCUAUUUUGUGAUCGAGAACAUUAUACAUUUCCAUAAAAUCAUUUUAAUAGCGCUGGUGAAUUCAGUUUGGAUAUCUUCUGUUCUGCAUAUUGAUCGAUGAGAGAUUUACCUUUUAAUUGUUUGAUUUGUUCUGGUAAAUGUAGUUAAUGGAUGUUACAUUAACAACAAAGCCAGUCAUUUAGCUAGGAUUGUUUUUAACAGUCAUUCUUUUAAAAUGAUCAUUUGGUGAGGAGCAUUUUUAAAGAUUGUUGAGGAAAAAUUGUGUUCAAUAAACACAUAGUAGAAAUGGUCAUUGUAUAAGACAGAGGUCAUUUUCAGGCCAACAAGAUCUGAGUGAUAUUCUGAAAUAUUAUUAAAUAUCAUCAAUGAAAUAAUUUGUUUCAUUUCUGAAACUCGGGUCAAAGCUUAGAAAAUGAAAUGGAAAAACAGCUUUUACAAAUAAAUACCUCAAGUUUCUUUGGAAUUACAUUUGAGUGAACUAGAUGUGUGGACUGCCCCGAUUAGGAGGAAGGAUAGUUCCCGAUACUGGUCAUCUGGCCUUGAAGAUAAAGUUGCAUUUUGUCAAAAUACCAACAGGGCAGUUUCUGCCCAAUAGAACAGGCAAGGCAGAAAUUUCUUUCUGUGGCCGUAUCAAAUGGUGAAGAAUCGUAACAGUAAAAACAUACUGUCCUUCCCAACAGUAAAAUCGUAAUCAAAGUCUGAAAUAUAAGUAACAGUUAGAGAAGAAAUUGUAACAUUUUACAACAUUAUUAUUUUUGAAGCAUUACUGAUAAAUAAGAGGACCAUUCAGUACAUUGAUAAAACUACAUAUUCCCAUUUUAAGUAGGUUUUCUAAAACGAUGUGUUUAUUUAAAUUGAACUGCAGGAAUUUAGGGUGCGCACUUCCUUCACUGUUUGAAUUUAAAGGACAUUCUCAGGACAUGGGAAUUUGGAGGACUGAUGGGCCAUCUGGUUAAGUGCCCAUGCCUGUUCUCCGUCCCCGUCCUCUGUGAUCAAUGUGUGUUCUAUGUUUUCCGCACAAGUGCUUCCUGCUGCCUGUUUGCUCGGGCACUAGGACCGCGCGGAACUCAAUGGCCGAAGUGCUGAAAGUCAAAGCGAUCCUUGCUCGAUGGAUUGGAGUUUUGGUGGUCCUGGAUAUCCGCGCAGCGGCAGAGUAGUUCCCAACAUCUGCAACUGUUUACGAAAAUUGAAAUAAUAGAGAAAGAUAUUGAAAUUCUGGAGUGUACAAAAUAAGCCAAGGAAUUUUUUUAAAGGACCAGUCUACGAGUGCACAGUUACAUUGGAGAAUGGGGAAUUAACCAGGAGAAUAAAAGUCCAAUACUGUACAUUGAAUAACAGGAGAAGGAGCGGAGUGACGAGAGAUGACAGAAAUGGGUGAACUUACAGAGGAGGAUCUGGACUUUUACCUCCAGAAUCAGGUGGAUUUGCGACGUCGAAAAGUUUCCAAGACUGAGGAAGAAGUUUAUACCAUUGUGGAGAAGCUGACUUCAGUGAUCAGCACAGAAGAUAGUCGUUUUCAGCCCAUUUCUCAUUCUGGAAUUAAUAAUGAAAAUAUUAAGGAUCAGCUGGCUGUUGUCACUAAAUGGUCAGCUAUUCUGACAGGAAAACGAGCCCAGAAUGCUGCCAUCCAGGUUCAGUCACCGUCACAGCUUUUCAUUAUGAUUCCGGUGCGAGGUCUGGCGGCCUAUACAGAACGGAGGCUGCGCCAGUGGCGCUAUUAUACAUUGAGUGGCUCCAAGCUCAUCUCGCCUGUUCAGGAGCCUGAGAAGCUUCAUCAGUGGUUGGAGGUGGAUCAAUUCCUUAAGAGUUCUCAAGAAUGGCACCAAUCAGACGUCACUAUUGAAGGUGACAUUGUUCCUUCCAAAGUCAUUGCUAUCUGCAAAGCACUGCUUGAGAACACAAUCCAAUCUUCUAAUUUUCAAGGUAAGCAAGGAAAAGUCAAUAUCUUGGAAAGUGUUGGCCCUACCAUCCGACUUGCUGUGGAAACGUCAGAACAACAUGUGGAAGUGGAGCUGGUACCAGCCAUCGAAAUUGCCAACCACUGGCCAAAAAAGGCACGCUGGCCACGGUUCCUGAAGCGUUGGCCAUCAAAAGAAAAGGCUCGAACUGUUAAGUCUUUUGGAUUUAAUUUAUUGGCAAGAUCAAAUUACCACUGGCAGCUCUCAUUCACACGUGCAGAGCAGGAGCUAUUAGAGGAUGCGGAUGAUGAUGGUGGCUGUCGUCUAAAGUGUUUACAAGUCAUAAGAAAACUGAAGGAAGAUCACUGGUGUCCUGGAAAUAAACCAGUCAUUACAUCCUAUCAUCUACAGACAUUAUUGUUUUGGACCUGUGAGAAAUAUCCACGCUCUAAAGAUUGGAAAAAUUUCCAGAAGUGCUUUCUGCGGUUGGUAAAGAAACUUCAGAAAUGCGUGCUGCAGAGAUACCUCCGACAUUACUUUGUAAAGAGUUACAACCUGUUUAAAUAUGCUAACACAAAUGAACUGGACAUAACAUCCCAGAAAAUCAAUGACUUCUUGAUGAACCCUGGUGUGUUCUUCCACUGAAUCUCAUAGGCUUUUAUGUUAGCAAAUGAUGGGUUCCACUGCUCUAAACAUUUUGAAGCCCCAUCUUUUACCGAUCUUAAAAUUGUGUUGUUAUUUUUAAUACUGGUCCCAGAUAUUACCAAUGAAUUAGUUACUACACAACUAUUUCUGCCAGAUUUCUUUCCAUAGUUUUAAUAAGACUCCAACCGCCACCAAAAUUAAAGAGACAGAAAACUAAGAUUCUUAUGCAUUUAUUUGUUUACAUUGCUAACAUUCUUUUUCUGUAAUGUGAUAAAAGAUUUAAACAUCUUUGUUUGAAAUGACUUGUUGCUCUGGACACUUAUUCUACAAAGAAUAAUUAGUCUUUUCAAAUUGAGCAUUUUUUAUCUGCUUUUGCUGUGCAAUGCUUUUUUUAAAAAAAUGUGUUACCUGCAGCCACUGUUCAGUAUUCAAUGAAUUAUUAAUUUCCAGGGACCCAACAAUUGCCAUUGAGUAUCUAAAAUAUUUAGUAAACCAAAUUAAAGACACUUUCAAAACCUCUAAUUUAACUCAUUUAUUCCCACUACUGCACUUUACCAAUAUUUACGUAUUUCUUCUUUGAGAAUCCUACUGUUCAGCCCAAGAUAUGUAUUAAAUAAAGAAUUUACAAAUGGAAAGGAAAUUCCAAUAAAUUUCACUGCUGCUUUUAAAAUUAAGGUAUAUUCUGAAUAGCUGAAGAGUUGAUAAACUUAUUGGGAUGUAAUUUUUUGAAAUAGAUAUUGCUGCUACUCAUUUGCAGUUCUGGACAGCUCAGUAUUCAAUUGGUGGAGAAGUAUUCAUACAUUUGUUUCGAGAAGAAUUUUAGAUAUUUAAAUUUUUGCUUAAUAUUUGAGGUUUGAGAUGCUUUCAUCCUUUGAAGUAUUUUAAUUUCUUUUCAAUGUUAUGGACAAGUUUUGUAGUAGAUUAAGCCAAAGGAAUGCAAGUAAGCACACCAGAGGCUCGUCGGUCGCUGCCAAUCGGAUUACACUGAUGCAGUACACUGGAAACUAAAUUUGCAUCAGUGCCGGACAUUCCUUAUCACAGAUUUACUGUUCAAAUGUUACUGCUUGCUGGUUAUCAAUUUUGAAAUUAAAAGGACAGCUGCACGAGCCACACACACAAAAUGCUGGAGGAACUCAGCAGACCAGGCAGCAUCUGUGGAGAAAAGUACAGUCGACCAUUUUUACUAUAAAGAAUGUUGCCACACAUUUUGGUGCCAACAUGCCUGGUGGAAUAACACAGAACACAACAAC